Aspergillus welwitschiae is the source of this 696-nucleotide messenger RNA. RefSeq lists its product as uncharacterized. Lineage: Eukaryota; Fungi; Ascomycota; Eurotiomycetes; Eurotiales; Aspergillaceae. Bases 1 to 696 code for a protein of 231 amino acids. The record is from RefSeq and is a predicted model, not a curated record. The transcript is spliced from 3 exons.
AUGGGCCUGACGUUUGGCACGGCAUACCAGUCUCUUAUUGACAGGCUGGAGAUUAAGCAGAACGAAAACGUUGGUAUUCUGAUUAUUAAUGGCGGAGGUGGAGUUGGAAGCGCUGCCAUCCAAAUCGCCAGGAAGGUUCUGCAGCUCCCCGUGGUGAUUGCAACUGCAUCCCGACCUGAGACCAUGGACUCAUGCAGGAGAAUGGGUGCCACCCAUGUGGUGAACCAUAGGGAAGAUCUCGAAUCCCAAAUCAAAGCCUUGAAUCUGGAUGUCCCAAUCAAAUACGUUUAUGUGGUCGCAAGGACGGAGCAAUAUAUCCACGUCCUAGGCAAGAUCUGUGCACCCUUCGCCAAAGUUUGCUCCAUCGUGCAAGCCAAGUUCGAUCUCUACGGGACGGAGUUCAUGUCGAAGUCCAUGACCUUCUCUUGGAACUGGCUGGGCACGGCAGCUUAUCAUCGUACAAAUUUGGAGAACUAUCAACGAGCUUUCGAGGCGUUGGCCCAUUACGUAGACGAGGGGAAGCUGGUACCUAACCUUAAUAAGCGUCUCAAGUUGAAUGUUGCUGGAUUGAAGGAAGCUCAUCGGUUGAUCGAGUCUGCGACCACCGUGGGAAAGAUUGCUCUUGGGGUGGAUGAACCUGGCGAGGCGCUCCAUUUUCCUGAAAAGGGAUUGCUCCCCAUAACAAACUUCCACUGA